Molecule: messenger RNA, 2936 nt
Organism: Leopardus geoffroyi (Geoffroy's cat)
Lineage: Eukaryota; Metazoa; Chordata; Mammalia; Carnivora; Felidae
Gene: ANO10
Product: anoctamin 10
Exons: 13
Coding region: 273-2210 (645 amino acids)
Biological process (GO): chloride transmembrane transport
Cellular component (GO): plasma membrane
Molecular function (GO): chloride channel activity
Source: RefSeq, a predicted model, not a curated record
CCCAGCCUUGGAGGGACUCCCCACUAGGCCCCGCCCCGCUCAGGGCGACGCAGUGCCGGGCCCCGCCUGUCCCGACGUGGUCCGGCCCAGCCCGCGCACUCUGGAGUCUGGGCCCCGCCAGGCCCGCCACACCCAGCGCCCGGCGCGCCCUCCCUGCAGGCCUCGGCCCGCCCCCCGCCUCGAGCGACCGCGGCUCUGCCUCCCGGUGGCGCCGGCCGUCGGGCCCGCCUCCGAAGACGUGGAGCGCCGCUGCGGCCGCACAUUUGUAAAAGAUGAAAGUGACCUUACCAGCUUUGGAUACUUGUGAGAGUUCCUUCACACCUUUGGUGGUCCUGGAACUUGCUCAGGAUGUCAAAGAGGAAACCAAAGAAUGGCUGAAAAACAGAAUUAUCUCUAAAAAGGAAGAUGGAGGUGCCCAGCUGCUGUUUAGACCAUUGUUAAAUAAAUAUGAGAAAGAAACACUAGAAAAUCAGAACUUAUAUCUUGUCGGUGCCUCCAAGAUUACAUUGUUACUGGGUGCGGAAGCAAUGGGUCUGGUAAAAGAGUGUAAUGAUAACACUAUGAGAGCCUUCACAUAUGGAACCCGAUAUAACUUCAAAGAUUUUGAUGAUGACAAUGACGACUUCCUCACGAUGGCAGAAUGUCAAUUCAUUAUCAAACAUGAACUCGAAAAUCUUAGAGCCAGAGAUGAAAAGAUGAUCCCUGGCUACCCCCAGGCAAAGCUGUAUCCAGGAAAGUCGUUAUUGAGAAGAUUGCUCACCUCUGGCAUCGUGAUUCAGGUGUUCCCGCUGCAUGAUAAUGAAGCCUUGAAGAAACUGGAGGACACCUGGUACACUCGCUUUACUCUCAAGUAUCAGCCCGUAGACCAUAUUCGUGGCUACUUCGGGGAAACAAUUGCUCUUUACUUUGGAUUUUUGGAAUAUUUCACUGUCGCCUUAAUCCCCAUGGCGGUCAUUGGGUUACCUUACUACUUAUUUGUGUGGGAAGACUAUGACAAGUACGUGAUCUUCGCCUCCUUCAACCUCAUCUGGUCCACAGUGAUCCUGGAAGUGUGGAAGCGUGGCUGUGCCAACAUGACCUACAGGUGGGGGACACUUGUCAUGAAGAGGCAGUUUGAGGAGCCCCGGCCAGGAUUCCAUGGGGUCCUGGGUAUCAAUCCCGUCACCGGCAGGAAGGAACCUCUGUACCCCAGCUACAAGAGGCAGUUGCGCAUUUACCUGGUCUCUCUGCCGUUUGUGUGCCUCUGCCUCUAUUUCUCUCUGUAUGUCAUGAUGAUUUACUUUGACAUGGAGGCCUGGGCCUUGAGUCUGCACGAGAAGAGUGGAUCCGAGUGGACCAGUGUCCUGCUGUAUGUGCCCAGCAUCAUCUAUGCCAUUGUGAUUGAGGUCAUGAACCGCCUCUAUCGAUACGCUGCUGAGUUUCUAACUUCGUGGGAGAAUCACAGAUUGGAAUCUGCCUACCAGAAUCAUCUAAUUCUGAAAGUUUUAGUGUUCAACUUUCUGAAUUGCUUCGCCUCCCUCUUCUACAUCGCCUUUGUCUUGAGGGAUAUGAAGCUGCUGCGUCAGAGUCUGGCCACUCUCCUGAUUACCUCCCAGAUCCUUAACCAAAUUAUGGAGUCUCUUCUUCCUUACUGGCUCCAAAGGAAGCACCACGUGCAGGUGAAGAGGAAGGUGCAGGCUUUGAAAGCGGACAUCGAUGCCACAUUGUACGAACAGGUUGUCCUGGAGAAAGAAAUGGGAACCUAUUUGGGUACCUUUGAUGAUUACUUGGAGUUAUUUCUUCAGUUCGGUUAUGUGAGCCUUUUCUCCUGCGUCUACCCAUUAGCAGCUGCCUUUGCUGUGUUAAAUAACUUCACUGAAGUUAAUUCGGAUGCCUUAAAAAUGUGCAGGGUCUUGAAACGUCCAUUCUCAGAACCUUCAGCCAAUAUUGGUGUCUGGCAGUUGGCUUUUGAAACAAUGAGUGUUAUAUCUGUGGUCACUAACUGUGCUCUAAUUGGAAUGUCACCACAAGUGAAUGCCCUCUUUCCAGAGUCAAAAUUGGACCUCGUUUUGAUUGUGGUAGCCGUGGAGCAUGCACUCCUGGCUUUAAAGUUUAUACUUGCAUUUGCCAUACCUGAUAAACCACGGCAUAUCCAGAUGAAACUGGCCCGAUUGGAAUUUGAGUCUUUGGAGGCACUCAAGCAGCAGUUCCCCAGGAAGACCGUGAACUAAGGUUCAGUGGUGGAUUUUGAAUAUCUCAUGCAUUUAACCAGAUGUCUUCGGUGACGCCAUUUACAAAUGAGAGAAGAUGAUGCGAAUAGGUGAAGACAGUGGUGGGAGAACAAAGAGCAGAAUAGCAGACCUGGUGAAGUGUCAUUGGAUGAUGAAAUUCAGUUCUAAAGUACAUCCCCUCCUCGUUCCUUUUUCCUUCCAAAAAUCUGUUUAGUGUUGUGUUCUCCUCUCCUGAACAUGUGGUUGGAAGGAAAUGAAUUUUUUUCUCAUAAAUUUUUGAGUUUUUAUUUUGUUUAUUGGUGGCUGUCCUUUCAGAUAGAGUAUACAAAGCAGUUACUGUCUGCCAGGUAACCAUGUUACCAGGGCUGUAACUUGAAAUUCUUGACCUCCCCGCCCCCUCCCCCAAACCAAGCUGGAGGAAAAAAAAUCUCUUUGUUAUUUGGAAAGUAAAUGGAUCUCAAGAUUCUCUCCGGUUCUUCAUUCAAGCUGCUUAAAGCAGUGUUCGUGUGGGUAGAUUUGCAGGCUCUUUUGUUUGAAUUGUCUCGAAAAAAAAAAAUGAGAGGCAUAUUUUUAAUUUUCGAGUCUGGUUUUAGUCACAGGCACGAGAGGAAAGGAACUGCCAAAUGUCUGGGAAACACAGCACCAACGCCUCUCCUUUCCCAUGUGAUAAAUAUUGUUUUGAUUAGAAGCAGAAUAAAACCAGGUUGCUUUUUUUGACUUCUUGGA